Molecule: messenger RNA, 1705 nt
Organism: Phymastichus coffea
Lineage: Eukaryota; Metazoa; Arthropoda; Insecta; Hymenoptera; Eulophidae
Product: ankyrin repeat domain-containing protein 27-like
Exons: 5
Coding region: 133-1539 (468 amino acids)
Biological process (GO): early endosome to late endosome transport
Cellular component (GO): tubular endosome; plasma membrane; transport vesicle
Molecular function (GO): SNARE binding; guanyl-nucleotide exchange factor activity
Source: RefSeq, a predicted model, not a curated record
GAGCGCUCAGUCUCGCGACGACAACUGUGCUGUGAAGAGAUCACGCGAGAUUAAAUCGUUGUACUCUAUAAUGUUUGUUUUUGUAAUAUGUAACUUGAGCAACGUAUUUUUAUCUCGUAAAGUGUACGGUACAUGAAUUUCGUAUGUGUUAUUAAUGUUUACAUCGAAUUAGUGUUUUAUAUCGUCACAACGAUGGGUGAUGAUGAAUUGUCUUACAACGUAUUUUACUUAUUACUGAGAAAUAAGUAUAGAAAAAAAUACGACCAUGCAUUGACUAAAUGUUGGACUAUUUGCGUGCCGAUUGGGGAUUCGCUCAGGGAUAUUUCUAUCACGGAAAAAUUUGUCGAUGAUCACAUCCUGAGACCGCUUCCAGGUUCGAAUACGCAAUUUUUAUCAACCGAUGAGAAAGAAUCACACCUGUACCAAAUUAGAAACGGCGCUUUGAAAUUAAUUAGCGAUGAUCAAUCGAGCGACGAUUACGAAGUCAAAUUAACAUCGAUUGAGAAGGGAUACAAUAAGGAAUUUCAGCCAUAUAAUAUUGUGAUCAUUGAUAAACCUAUUCAUAAAAAGUACCGAGUGUUUUCGAAAAAGUCCCGAUCGGGUGAAUUGCGCCUGGAUACUUCAAUCACGACUUACAAACAGGCUGUCGAUUUUUUAAAAGAUUUAAGGAACGACAAAUUCGACCUUCUCCACAAUUUGGAAUCUGAUAUCAAGAAGAUGGAAGCGUUGAAACUCACAGAUGUCAAGGAUAUUCAAACCAUUUUACAAAAAUUAAUACGCGACUACUGGGCGAGCACGAUGCGAAGACAAAGUUUAGACAUUCAACGCGACGCUCGCUUUCAAAAAUUGUUGAGUUUGUCGUUAGAAAUAUUCGUGAUGCAUCAGUUACAUGACAGUGUAUAUCCUGUACUUAUCAGUUUGUUGGAACCGGGCGAUUUGCUCGUGAAAAAUAAAAUCGACCAGUUGAUCGACGUCAGUGUUUCACCAGACCAAUUGGGAGUUAAAGAAUCAUUAGUUGUAUCAUUACCGUCUGCGAUGGUUGAACUUGCGGCUUUGGAUACCCGUGAAGGACCUUGGGAAAAGCUGAUGUGUUUGAAAGAAACUUUGGAUUUCAUUGUCGCUGAAAUCAAAGGUGCUGUGGCUGAUGUAAAAUCGAGAAAUGAAUCGUUGAACGACAACGACGCCGAUUUAGAAACUUGUGUGUUAGAAACUACCGAUUUGAUUUCGUUACUUCUUUACAUCAUUGUUAAGUGUCGAUCGCAAAGACUUCGCACAGACUUGUACUACAUUGAAAACUUUAUUUGGUCUAUAUCACCUAACGACAGUUUUUCAUAUACUAUCGUGACGUUCAAAGCUGCUCUGCAAUUACUCGAAAAUAUCGAUAUAAAUGAUCUGCCAGAAAGGAAUGACAAAGUGAAGACAGAGCUAAAGAUGGGCGAUUUAUUACAAAUUGUUGAGAAAGACGAACCAAAGAUACCGCUAGAUAGACAAAUGUAUUGUUUGGUUAAGAUGUUGGAAGAAUGUACUACUCAGAAUUAACUAGACAAGAGUUUGCAUGUAUGUUUUGGAUAAUUCAAUUUUGUUGAAAAGUAUGACUGUCAUUUGUUUUAUAAAUCAAACCAUUAGUUGUAUUUUUAGUAAUGAUAUGUGAAUAUUUUACUAAUUUAUUAUAGUGCUUAAGAGCUUUAAAUAAACACAAUUUUUU